AUGAACGCCAUCACAUGCCAUCGCCAAUCGCAUGCCCACGGCGGCUAUCCGUACAGCCUGUCGCACGGCCAUCACCAUAAUAAUAGCAACAAUAACCGCCCUCUCCACAUAGUCCACACUAUUACGCCAACUGCUCUGGGUCCAGGCCCCGGGGAGACUCCAUCGUGCCUGGCCGGGUCCCAGCUCCCUCCAUCCCUUGAGAUUUCCUCUCAUAACCUGAAUGCCUUGUCCGAUACAAAAGCCACCUUGGAACUCACUGAAAUCACUGUGGAUACAUGCACCUCCCCAGUGUCUCAUGAUAUCGCCGACGAUAUGGGGCUGAGUAUGGAGGUAUCUUCCAUCACAGAUCCAAGCGUCACACCAGAAAUAUCUCCCGUUUGCGACAACCCUCGCAUCCCGAAGCGGAAACGAACUUCAUCGCCACCGUCGCCCUCAUCGACAAGUCCCGGAGACUAUCGUCGCUCAUCGUCUCGAAGCACUCGUCGUUCUGCACAGACGGCUCGCCACAGCUCUUUACAUUCUCAUCGCCACGCAGCUACCGUCACGGCCCCUCUCACGCCAUCGGUUCCUAGCAAAGAUCUAGAGACCAAGCGGGAAGAUCUUCUGGCCCUGCACCGGGAAUCCUGCCGUCUAUUUCAAGACAGUGGGCGAACGAUUUCAACUCAGUAUAGAAGAACUUCACUUCCCCCCACUACCCACGAUAGUCCGCCACACACGCUCCGUACCUCGUCAGAGACCUGUUCACCCCCGGUGUCCCCAGUCUUCCCGACCCAAAUUUCUACGGUGAGGGAGGACCUGACGGAUCAAGACAAUCAUAAGGGCCCCUUGCUCCACACUUCGCCCAUCACCAACACCAUCCAUGACGAAAGUUAUAUCCCUUCGAUCCAGGCCUCGGUCACUGUCAUUGACUGGACGUCCCCGUCCACGCGGAGGCGCGAAUACAAAAAGAUCGAUCGUGCCAGUAGUGGGGUAAGGGGCUUCUGGCGCCGGGUUGCCCCCAAGUGGUGCCAGUUCGGACAUGACCGCACACCGUUCUUUGAAGAAAAGGACGGCAAAGGAAACUACGAGGGUAGUGUCCGACGGUUUCGAAUGGACCUCCCCGACGAGCCUGUCCCGGAACGUAAAAUGAAUGCUAUUCGGGCGCUCAAGCUGAAACAAAAGUUGGUGACGACUAAAAUGAGCAGUCGUCGAAAGAGCGAAUAA
Aspergillus bombycis is the source of this 1203-nucleotide messenger RNA. RefSeq lists its product as uncharacterized. The record is from RefSeq and is a predicted model, not a curated record. The transcript has a single exon. The coding region runs from base 1 to 1203 and encodes 400 amino acids. NCBI's taxonomy places the organism in Eukaryota, Fungi, Ascomycota, Eurotiomycetes, Eurotiales, Aspergillaceae.